Molecule: messenger RNA, 899 nt
Organism: Chenopodium quinoa (quinoa)
Lineage: Eukaryota; Viridiplantae; Streptophyta; Magnoliopsida; Caryophyllales; Amaranthaceae
Product: DNA-directed RNA polymerases II, IV and V subunit 9A
Exons: 4
Coding region: 204-548 (114 amino acids)
Biological process (GO): DNA-templated transcription; transcription-coupled nucleotide-excision repair; transcription initiation at RNA polymerase II promoter
Cellular component (GO): RNA polymerase II, core complex
Molecular function (GO): DNA-directed RNA polymerase activity; zinc ion binding; nucleic acid binding
Source: RefSeq, a predicted model, not a curated record
ACAAAACUCGUAACUAAUUUCCGGGCUACUAAACUCUAAAACCUCAGCUCCGUAGCUCCGCUGCUAGUGAAGACUGAAGAACAAGAGUAAGAAAACGCAAAAUUAGGGCAUCCAAUUCUUUUUCUCCGAUAUCUGAUUUUCCGAAAAUUCUUUCUCCAAAUUUUCCCCAAUUGAUUUUAUUCGAGCUUAAUACAUUAUCCAAGAUGAGUACUAUGAAAUUUUGCCGCGAAUGCAACAAUAUUCUGUACCCAAAGGAGGACAAAGAUCACAAGAUUCUCCUUUACGCUUGCCGAAAUUGCGAUCACCAGGAGGUUGCUGAUAACAAUUGCGUAUACAGAAAUGAGAUACAUCAUGCUGUUGGUGAACGUACUCAGGUCUUACAAGAUGUAGCUGCAGAUCCAACUCUUCCCCGUACGAAGUCAGUCCGUUGUACUCAAUGCAAUCAUGGAGAGGCUGUAUUUUUCCAGGCAACAUCUAGAGGAGAGGAAGGUAUGACGUUGUUCUUUGUCUGCUGCAAUCCAAGCUGUGGUCAUCGCUGGAGAGAUUGAUCGUCCCAACUUUAUGCUAAUGAAUCUGCUCUUACCAGCUGUUCCUGAUAUCGUGUAUAUUCUAAAACCAACAGCAGGACUAACAUUUGUGGUUUAGUUACACAAUCUGGUUUAUAGUUUAAGGGUAAAGGAGGCCUUGACUCUACAAAUGUGUUAAAAGGGGGCAUACUAUAAAAUGGGAUUAUGGUUUCGUUCUUUCAUCGUGUCUAGCUUUAUGACCACCUCGUUUUACACAUUGAGGGCUGUUCAAAAAGCAGUUCGGACCAUAUAGAUGGACUGGACCGAAGGAACCGGUUCAUUCUCUGGAUCAAGAAAUUUAAAAAACUAGUCUUGGAUUGGAUCAGUGUUUUU